Entamoeba invadens IP1 is the source of this 1167-nucleotide messenger RNA. RefSeq lists its product as hypothetical. The transcript has 2 exons. NCBI's taxonomy places the organism in Eukaryota, Evosea, Mastigamoebida, Endamoebidae. The record is from RefSeq and is a predicted model, not a curated record. Bases 1 to 1167 code for a protein of 388 amino acids. Gene Ontology annotation, cellular component: cytoplasm.
AUGACAUCGUGUGUGGUCAAACACCUCCUUCUGUGCUCAACACAACGCAAUGUCAUUACAGUAUACCCUCCAUUCCCGAGUACUUCACCUUACAACUAUAAUUCAAUACCUUAUAUAUGCUUACCUGAAUGUAACGGAGAGUACAACUAUUUUACCGUUCCAUCGCGAACGAUCGACACGCCCAUGUAUGGGGUAUCAUGGAUAUUCAAAUCAACUUCUGCACUGUUUUUGUCACGUCCUGAGAAUCCGUCGCCGGAGGAAACCGUCGCACUCUGCUUAUUAACACAAAGCCCUUAUUUACACGUGGUGGUCCAACGGUUCAAGCCACUUUGCGAGUUAUACUUCGCACAGAACACUUUCAUCAAUUUGGAACUGUUACAAGCUAUUUAUAAGGCGUUGAAUGACUCAUUUGAAAUGGGGGAUUACCACUUACCAGACCCAUGUUCCCUUGUCAACACAUGCGGCCAAAAUAUCGUCUCCCUCAUUAAAAUGAUUUUACUCAAUUCCAGAGUCUGUGUCAAUAACAUCAAUUCAGCCGAGGAAAACAGUCAUUGGGUUAUUACCAUUCUUUCAUUCAUCCCUGGCGCUCUAUUCCCAGCUCCUCUCAAUUUGAAAGAAAUCGGAUUCACUGCUCAACCAAAAAGGUCACUCUUACACUGCACACUCUCUGAAAUCGAUUUACUCACAAACGUACAAAUAUUCGCAGGAACUUCCGUGUUCUUCAGAGAAAUGUCUGAAAUUGAUUGUAUAGUAAGCGAGAAGGGGGUUUCUCUCAAUGGUGAGUACAAGAAGACUGCUGCACUUACAAAGGCGGACAAAAUUUUUACAACAGAACUUCUCAAUGCGUCAAAGUCGCUUAAUUACGAUUUAGUCGAAGAACUGGUGCUACGAUAUGUCAUUGGAGCUAUUAACGUAGGCAUACAGAGUAAAGGGAAAAUCUUCCCAAGUGGAGACGUGUCUGAUUAUGGAGCUGCUUUUCUCAAUGAGUUCAGAAAAACGCCAAUGUUUAAAAACUUCACAAACGACUCGAAAAUCAGUGGAGUCCACCCUUCGAAAGUCCCAAUAACGAAUGUGUCAUUUAAAGAGUAUAAAAAGACAAAAGACGUAAAUGUUAAGUGCUGUAGUGGAAUGGCAUUUCCACUAUAUUUCAAUUACUCUCAGAAAUAG